Messenger RNA from Phymastichus coffea, 796 nucleotides. RefSeq names its product protein quiver (gene qvr). The transcript has 8 exons. The record is from RefSeq and is a predicted model, not a curated record. NCBI's taxonomy places the organism in Eukaryota, Metazoa, Arthropoda, Insecta, Hymenoptera, Eulophidae.
AGGUGUGUGCUGGUUGCAGUCGGAACUGGUCGCCCACCUCGCCUGCGUGGACUCGCCUUCCCUUCUUCUUGGCCGAGCCAAGACACACUCUCGCGUCUCUCCAUUCUCCGCUCGAUCUUCACCGCACGUGCUCGCUGCAGCCAGCUGUUUACGCUCUGGUCCGGAUUCAUCUGCGCGCACAUUCCGCAUCCGCACUACACCGUUCGAAUCGCCCACUGCAGGGAAAGUCAAGAGAAUCUAGAAUUUUACAAUGUUGGUAAUCUCGCUGGCAAAAGGACCUCGCCAAGCCCACUACAAAAAUGUUAAUCUUGAUUACUAACGACAGCUACUACAAGAUCACAAGAGCUGUACAAACACCGGAGAAAGUUUACCAAUAUGAUUAAACUGAGAAGGUGAAAGUUCACCUGAGUCAUAAAUAUUAAAAACAAUGGCGCCUUAUCGUAUCGCUGUGGUGGCAACGGUGCUUACCGCAGUAAUCGGUGUCUGCUAUGCCGAAUGCCAGACGAGGUCUGUCUAUUGCUACGAAUGCGACUCCUGGACGGAUUUGCGAUGCAAAGACCCGUUCAACUACACCGCACUGCCGAGGGACCAGCCGCCGCUCAUGACCUGCAACGGGUGCUGCGUCAAAAUGGUUCGGAACGCCAAAUCACCAUGGUGGACCACGUGUGCAUGAUGGAAAGUACCGGCACUGGUCACAUGUGCUUCUGUGAGGAAGAUAUGUGCAACCGCAGUAGAUUUCGCGCUUUACUUCAGAGUAUUAUUACCUUCGAGUCUCGACGGGAUUCCAUUAGACUAA